UGUAGUACCAACUUUGUGGGAGCAGCUUAAUCCAAAACAGAAGCAGGAUAAAACAGUAGAAGGAUUUGUGACUGGGGCUUUGAGAAAUCUCUGUGGUGAUAAAGAUGGACAUUGGAAGGCAACUCUUGAGGGUGGUGGGGUUGACAUUAUUGUAGGACUUCUUUCUUCUGAUAAUGCUUCAGCUCAAUCAAAUGCAGCUUCUCUAUUGGCCCGAGUGAUGUUGGCAUUCGGUGAUAGCAUUCCAAAAAUAAUUGAUUCUGGAGCAAUCAAAGCUCUCCUAAGCCUCUUACAUCAGAAAAAUGAUGUAACUGUUCGUGCCAGUGCAGCUGAGGCUUUAGAGGUUCUUUCUCUAAAAUCAACCAAAGCAAAGAAAGCUAUUGUUGACUCACAGGGUGUGCCAAUUCUCAUAGGGGCUGUUGUAGCUCCUUCCAAAGAAUGUAUGCAAGGCGAAGGAGGGGAGAUGCUCCAGUGGCACACAAUAAAAGCUUUAUCCAAUAUAUGUGGUGGAAUGUGUGCCCUCGUGUUGUAUUUGGGUGAGCUUUCUCAGUCCCCAAGGUUAGCUGCUCCUGUUGCUGAUAUAAUUGGGGCACUUGCUUAUGCUCUUAUGGUCUUUGAGCUCAACGCAGAAGAAGAACCUUUUGAUGCAACGAAGAUUGAGAAUAUUCUAAUAAUGCUCCUAAAGCCACGGGAUAAUAAGUUGGUCCAGGAACGUCUCCUUGAGGCCAUGGCAAGUCUUUACGGCAAUGCUUAUCUAUCAAAUCUGGUCCACCAAUCAGAAUCUAAGAAGGUUCUUACGGGCCUCAUAACAAUGGCCAGCGGUGAUGUACAAGAGUAUCUGAUACUCUCCCUGAUACAGUUAUGUUGUGAUGAAGUGAGUGUCUGGGAUGCAAUUGGAAAGAGAGAAGGGAUUCAGUUACUGAUAUCACUGCUGGGGUUAUCCAGUGAACAACAUCAAGAGUAUGCUGUUGAGAUGCUUGCUAUCCUAACUGACCAAGUUGAUGACAGCAAGUGGGCAAUCACUGCCGCUGGUGGGAUUCCGCCACUUGUUCAGUUACUAGAAAUGGGGUCUCAGAAGGCUAAGGAAGAUGCAGCACAUGUUAUGUAUAACCUGUGCUGCCAUAGUGAAGACAUCCGUGCCUGCGUUGAAAGUGCUGGAGCUAUACAUUCGUUCUUGUGGCUUCUCAAAAAUGGUGGACCAAAGGGGCAAGAAGCAUCAGCUAGGACCCUAACAAAGCUAAUCGCGACUGCUGAUUCGGCUACCAUAAAUCAAUUGCUAGUAUUACUAAAGGGAGAUUCACCAAGCUCAAAGGCCCAUAUAAUUAAGGUGUUAGGUCAUGUGCUUACCAUGGCAUCUCAGAAUGACCUUGUGCGUAAAGGGGCUGGGGCCGCUGCUAACGAAGGGCUAAGGUCACUUGUCAAAGUUCUAAAUUCCUCAAAUGAAAAGACUCAAGAAUAUGCUGCCUCUGUCCUAGCUGACAUAUUCAGCACUCGACAUGAUAUUUGUGAUAGCCUCGCAACAGAUGAAGUGGUUAAUCCUUGCAUGAAGCUUUUGACUAGCAAUACUCCAGUUGUUGCAACACAGUCAGCUAGAGCCUUGGGUGCUUUGUCCCGUCCAACAAAAGCAAAAUCUACAACCAAGAUGCCUUAUAUUGCUGAAGGGGAUGUAAGACCACUAAUUAAGUUGGCCAAAACUGCAUCUAUUGAUUCUGCAGAGACUGCAAUAGCUGCUUUAGCCAAUCUGUUGUCUGAUCCAGAGAUAGCUGCAGAAGCACUGGCUGAAGAUGUUGUUUCAGCUUUGACCCGAGUUUUAGGAGAAGGAUCGUUCGAAGGUAAGAAAAAUGCAUCACGUGCGCUUCAUCAGCUAUUGAUGCAUUUUCCAGUGGGAGAUGUACUGAUAGGAACUGCUCAGUGUCGAUUUGCUGUUCUGGCUAUUGCGGAAUCCUUAAAAGCGAUGAAUGCAGAUGGAACUGAUGCUGCAGAUGCUUUAGAUGCUAUUGCACUUCUUGCUAGGACAAAACAAGGCACACAUUUGUCGUACAACCCAUGGACUGCCCUUGCUGAAGUACCGUCUAGUUUAGAGCCUCUUAUACAUUACCUCUGUGAGGGAUCUCCCCUAGUCCAAGAUAAAGUAAUAGAAAUUUUAUCCAGGCUUUGUGGAGAUCAACCAAUUCUGCUAGGUGACCUGUUAGUAUCAAGAUCCAGGGCGAUAGGUGCAUUGGCUGAUAGAAUAAUGAAUUCUAGCAGUCUAGAAGUAAGAGUUGGUGGGACAGCAUUGGUCAUUUGUGCUGCCAAGGAACAUAAAGUUCAGUCAAUGGAUGCACUUUAUGCAUCUGGAUACUUGAAACCUCUUAUAUAUGCGUUAGUUGACAUGAUGAAGAAAAACUCCAAUUGUUCUUCCUUAGAAAUUGAAGUCAGAACCCCUAGGGGUUUCACUGAAAGGACUCCAUUUGGGGAAGAAAAUGAGUUUGAGGUUCCUGAUCCAGCAACAGUCUUGGGGGGUACUGUUGCCCUUUGGCUGCUAUCAAUAAUUACAUCAUUUCAUAUAAAUAGCAAGUCCACUGUUGUGGAAGCGGGGGGACUUGAGGCCCUUGCCGACAAGCUUGCUAGACACACUUCCACUCUACAGGUAGACCUUAUACAAAUCUCACUCGUGUGGUGUAUGCUUCCCCCUGACCCCCUGGUUGCAGUAUUGGGCUUUGUGCUGCUGAUUGCAGAGGUCAGUACUGUAAAACAAAUCAAAACAGUUGAAUAUCUCUUUUACCUGACUUAUUCACAUGGCUGGGAACAACUGAUUGCUGUUCUUCAUUUGGGGUCAAGAAGUGCAAGGCUGAGUGCUGCUAGGGCUUUAAAUGAACUUUUUGAUGCUGAGAACAUCCGAGAUUCUGAAGCAUCUAUUCAAGCCAUUCAGCCUUUAGCUGACAUGCUUGGUGCUGCAUUAGAAAGUGAACAACGAGUUGCUGUUAGCGCCUUGAUUAAGUUGACCUCAGAAAGCGAUUCAAAAGCAUCACUGAUGGCUGAUGUAGAAGGGAAUCCCCUUGGGAGUCUACAUAAGAUUCUUGCUUUUUCAUCUCCUUUGGAAUUGAAAAGUGAUGCUGCCGAGUUAUGCUUUGUACUUUUUGGUGAUCCAAAAUUCAGAGCUUUGCCAAUUGCUUCUGAAUGCAUAGAGCCCCUAGUAAUGCUAAUGCAAUCUGAUGCAGAACAAGCUGUGGAAUCUGCAGUUUGUGCUUUUGAGAGGUUGUUGGACGAUGAGCAGCUGGUGGAGCUUGCAUCAGCGUAUGAUCUUGUUGAUCUUCUAGUUCAUCUGGUUUGUGGCUCAAAUCAGCGGCUCAUUGAUGCGAGUAUUUGUGCACUUAUUAAGUUGGGUAAGGACCGAACUCCUCGCAAGAUGGAUAUGGUCAAAGCAGGCAUAAUAGAAAAUUGUCUUGAGCUGCUCCCAACUGCAUCGAGUUCCUUAUGCUCCACUAUUGCAGAACUCUUCCGCAUAUUGACAAAUAGUAGUGCUAUUUCAAAAAACCCAGCUGCUGCAAAAAUUGUAGAACCUCUCUUUAUGGUUUUACUGCGGUCAGAUUUUGGACUGUGGGGACAGCACAGUGCUUUGCAAGCUCUUGUAAACAUUCUAGAGAAGCCACAAAGUCUUGCAGUUCUGAAUCUUUCUCCUAGCCAGGUAAUUGAGCCUCUCAUUUCCUUUCUUGAAUCCCCAGCUCAAGCUAUCCAACAACUUGGAACCGAGUUAUUAUCUCAUCUCCUUGCACAAGAGCAUUUUAAGAAGGAUAUAACAACGAAAAAUGCAGUAGUGCCUCUUGUGCAGCUCGCAGGCAUUGGUAUAUUGAACUUGCAACAGACAGCAAUUCGGGCUUUGGAAAAUAUCUCAUUAAGCUGGCCAAAAGCAGUUGCUGAUGCUGGUGGUAUUUUUGAGCUUGCAAAGGUUAUUGUUCAAGAUGACCCUGUACCGCCUGUUGCCUUGUGGGAGUCAGCCGCUAUGGUUCUCUGCAAUGUCCUAUGCUCUAACUCCGAUUACUACUUCAAACUUCCGCUGGUGGUUCUCGUAAAGAUGCUGCAUUCAACAGUCGAGAGCACUGUUACUCUUGCGCUGAAUGCACUUAUAGUUUAUGAAAAGACUGAUAUUUCAAGUGCAGAACUGAUGGCUGAAGCUGGUGUAGUAGACGCCCUCUUGGAUCUGCUAAGAUCUCACCAGUGUGAAGAAGCAUCAGGAAAAUUGCUUGAAGCUCUUUUCAACAAUGUCCAGAUACGAGAGCUGAAGGUAUCCAAGUAUGCAAUUGCACCUCUGGCACAAUAUUUGUUGGAUCCACAGACUAGAUCGCAAUCUGGUAGGCUUCUUGCAGCUCUUGCUCUUGGUGACCUCUCUCAGCAUGAAGGACUAGCUAGAGCGAGUGAUUCUGUCUCAGCCUGUCGAGCUCUGAUAAGUUUACUUGAAGAUCAACCAACAGAAGAAAUGCAAAUGGUGGCAAUUUGUGCAUUGCAAAACUUUGUAAUGCGCAGUAGAACCAACAGGAGAGCUGUUGCAGAAGCCGGUGGAAUUUUAAUGGUUCAAGAACUGCUUUUAGCCCCAAAUUCAGAAAUUGCAGUACAGGCAUCUCUGCUCAUAAGGUUUUUAUUCUCAAAUCACACGCUUCAAGAAUAUGUAUCAAACGAGCUUAUCAGAUCUUUGACAGCUGCACUGGAGAAGGAAUUAUGGGCCACAGCAACUGCUAAUGAGGAAAUUCUGCGGACCAUUCAUGUAAUAUUUUCUAAUUUUCCCAAGCUCCAUGUUUCUGAUGCUGCUACACUUUGUAUCCCUCAUCUUGUGGCAGCAUUGAACUCUGGUAGCGAGGCUGCUCAGGAUUCAGUAUUGACCACACUAUGCUUACUCAAGCAAUCUUGGUCAACCAUGCCGAUGGAUGUGUCUACGUCCCAAGCAAUGGUUGCAGCUGAAGCCAUUCCCAUAUUACAGAUGCUAAUGAAAACUUGCCCACCAAGUUUCCACGAUAGAGCAGACAACCUGUUGCAUAGCUUACCAGGUUGUUUGACAGUCACCAUCAAGCGUGCAAACAAUUUAAAACAGGUGAUGGGAGGAACAAAUGCUUUUUGUCAAUUGACUAUUGGCAAUGGUCCAUCACGGCAAACAAAGGUUGUGAGUAACAGUACGUCGCCAGAAUGGAAAGAAGGCUUCACAUGGGCUUUUGAUGUACCGCCCAAGGGACAAAAGUUACAUAUCUUGUGCAAAAGCAAAAACACAUUUGGGAAGAGCUCUAUCGGGAGGGUAACAAUCCAAAUUGAUAAAGUUGUUAGUGAAGGGACGUAUAGUGGUCUUUUCAGCCUCAGCCAUGACAGCAACAAGGAUGGCUCAUCACGGACGCUAGAGAUUGAGAUUACCUGGUCCAGUAGGACGUCCAGCGAAGGUGAGUGAAGGGAAGCAAGACUGAAGUGAUGCAACUUGAGGAGACAAAGUCGGAGCUGGACCUGGACCUGGUAAAAGAACAAUCUCUACACAUUCCAGCCUAAUGCAAGAGCUAUUGGGAGUAAAGUCCAAGUUUUGUUGUAUCUAAAAGCAUUGCUACCUGUGGGGGUAACUGUAAAAUAGUAAGAUUUUUGCAAGCGCAGAGAAGUUGAUAGAGGUUGCCACGGUACAAGGUAAGUCUUACACUUAGCUUUUAAGCACCAAAUUGUACAGUUUCUGCAGUUCUUAGAAAUACGAAUAUCAAAUAGAGAUGACGAUGAGAAGAACGAAUGAUCCGUUUUUCCUCUUAAAUCUGUUGUAAUGCUCAUUCUACGUCCCAGCAGUGUAUUUGUGAUGCAAAGUAUUAGCAAAUGCCAAAGCUGAUCCCUGUGCAAAGGGCCUGGCGUUAAACUUUAUUAGUUUCUCUUCA
Molecule: messenger RNA, 5867 nt
Organism: Nicotiana tabacum (common tobacco)
Lineage: Eukaryota; Viridiplantae; Streptophyta; Magnoliopsida; Solanales; Solanaceae
Source: RefSeq, a predicted model, not a curated record